AGUUCUGCUUCCAAGGGUCUGGCUGGGCCUGGAUUGUGGUCAGAUGUGGACAGGAGCCUGCUGGGGCCUGUUCAGCUAUGCGAAGGCUGUGGAAGGAGCAGGCUGCCCUCACAGGAAAUGUGAGUUCUCAGGUGGCAACAGAAAGCAACAGGGGCAAAGUAAAGCGCAGAUCCCACUAUCCAUCCACAAAGUUGAACCAGCUUGAGGCACCAGAACACACCCAGUCCCCGUCUCUGGAGAUGCUGUUACGCAGGUUGAGGGCCACGGAAGCCCAGCAGGAUGACAAGUUUGCCAACAUCCUGGAUGUGGUGGGGGAGUUUGGCACAUUCCAGAAGAGGCUGGUGGCCCUCACCUUCAUCCCCAACAUCCUGUUGGCCUUCUUCAUGUUUGCUGACAUCUUCGUGUUCACAGCCCAGAAGCCUUAUUGCAAUACCAGCUGGAUACUGGCAGUGGACCCCAGCCUGUCAGAGGCUCAGCAGUUGAAUCUGACCCUGCCCCGAGAACCCAAUGGCAGUUUCCAGACAUGCCUCAUGUACUUGCCUGUGGCCUGGGAUCUGGAAUCUAUUAUCCAAUUUGGCCUCAACUACACAGAGUCAUGCCAAGAUGGGUGGAUCUAUCCUGAGACGAAGAAGCGAUCGCUGGUCAAUGAGUUUGACUUGGUGUGUGGCAAGGACCGGGACACGGAAGGCGUGCAGACCAUGCUCACGGCUGGCCUCCUAAUAGCGUCCCUCAUCUUUGGGUUCGUAAGUGACAAGCUGGGCCGCUACCCCACCAUCCUGAUGUCGCUGCUGGGGCUGGCCAUCUUCGGCUUCGGGGCAGCCUUCGUCAACAGCUUUCACCAGUACCUGUUCUUCCGCUUCGGCGUGUCCCAGGCCUUAGUGGGCUACGCCAUCAGCAGCCUGUGUUUAGCCACUGAGUGGCUAAUGGGCCAGCACCGGGCCCACGCCAUCAUCCUGGAACACUGCUUUUUCUCUGUGGGAAUCCUGUUUCUGACCGGGCUUGCCUACAGCCUUCCCCACUGGCGGUUGCUGUUUCUGGUGGGUGGGGCACCUGUGUUCCUCCUCAUCUCCUACAUCUGGAUCGUGCCGGAGUCCCCGCGGUGGCUGCUGAUGAAAGGGAAGCUAGAGGACGCCAAGCAGGUGCUGUGCUAUGCGGCCAGUGUGAACAAGAAGGUCAUUCCCUUAAGUCUGCUGGACAAGCUGCAGCUGCCUGGAAAGAAGGUGACUAAGGCCUCUGUCCUGGACUACUAUAACAAUAAGCACUUCCUCAAGGUGACCUUGGUGAUGGGUUGUGUGUGCUUUACUGUGGGUUACAGCUAUUUCACGCUGAGCCUCAAGUUGAAGAAUUUGGGUGUGGACCUCCACUUCACACAAGUGAUUCUUGGCAUCAUGGAGGUGCCCGCCUGCCUCUGCUGCAUCUUUCUCCUUGAGCAGAUGGGGAGGAAGUGGAGCCUGAUUGCGACUCUCUUCCAAGGCUCCCUUAUGUGCUUGCUCGUUCUUAUCCUCCCCUCAGAGUUGAAAUCCAUGAUAAUCUUGAUGGUCGUGCUUGGAGAGUUCAGCCUGGCGGCCUCGGUCUCCGUGUUCUUCAUCUACACCGCGGAGCUCCUGCCCACUGUCCUCAGGGCGACAGGUCUGGGCCUGGUGUCUCUGGCCUGGGCAGGUGGAGCCAUCUCAUCCCUGGCGGUCAGCCACCAGAAACUCACCCUCCUACCCAUAUUUCUCUGCUGCAUCUCGGCUGCCCUGGCCUUGUUCCUCUGCUCCCUGCUACCGGAAACGCAAGAUCGGGCUCUCCCUGAUAACCCGGAGCACUGCUUCCUGCAGACAAAGAACAUGGCUGAGGACCCGUUCACUGAGGAGGUAGUAUCUGGUGAUGGGACUGCGGAAGUGAUGAAGAACACCAUUCUCAAUUCCACGAUGCUGAAAUCGGACUUGGACAUUCAUCUUGGCAGAACGCAUCUUUGCAUGGCAAGGGAAAGGAAAGAGACCCACGGAAUGACUGAGCCCCAGGCCCCCAGAUGAUCUCGGUGGGAGCUGAGUGGCUGGGUGUGGGGCUGUGCACUCCCGGCCACGAAUUCCAGGCCCAAUCCAGCUUGGGGGUAGGUCAGUCCUGCUCCAAGGCCAGCCCUCGAGAUCCAAAAAUGGCCCCUCCUGGGCGAGCUAGGGUGUGAUUCAUUCUAAUAAAGGCACCAUG
Molecule: messenger RNA, 2190 nt
Organism: Callorhinus ursinus (northern fur seal)
Lineage: Eukaryota; Metazoa; Chordata; Mammalia; Carnivora; Otariidae
Gene: SLC22A14
Product: solute carrier family 22 member 14
Biological process (GO): transmembrane transport
Cellular component (GO): membrane
Molecular function (GO): transmembrane transporter activity
Source: RefSeq, a predicted model, not a curated record